AUCCGCGUGCGCCUCUCAAGACUGCGAGCUGUUGGUCUCCUGGGCGGUGUCGUGGAUCUCCUGAGCGUGCCACGCCAACAAUAGAACCGAUGAGCUGCCUCCCGUGUCCCUGUCGCGUCUCUCGUGUCUCCUGGAGUUGUUGCUGGAGUUGAAAAAGUGACGACAGAUCUCGCCCAGAUCGGCCAACACCACAAGCUCAGCUCCCUCAGCUCCCUCAGCUCACUAGACUUUCAUGCUCAGCUCCUAUAAUCUACAAGUGUAACGCUAUAUACACACGAUGAGCUCAAAAGACUUCGAUGGAGCUGCGUCUGGCAGCGGAUCGGAUGGAGGCUAUGAGUCAGAAUCAAGCUUCCAAAUGCCAGACCCGCUAGCUCUUGGCCGCGAGAAGCGUGCAACUGCUGGUAACCGCUUGCGAGACAUGCUCAACCUCGAGAUUGAAACGGAGGGCAUGUUCGCGGAGGACGCUGAAGAUGACGACUUUGGCAGCGAUCAAGACCAAGUGGAUGACCACAACUCAGAACUAGACAGCUCUUCCGAGGAGGAUGCCGCUCAGCAGGAGCCUGAAGACGCGGGAGAACAGGCUUUGAAAACACAAGAAAAGGCUGCCAACAGGCAAAAGAAACGUCGAGCAGCAGAGGCCUUCACCAAAGCGAAGCCCAAGGUCAAGCAAAUCCCCGUUGCUGCUAAUACAGCGACGCCUCAGCUUCCAAAGAAGCGCGACAGGGCAUCACUCAAUACUUCAGCUCAGCGACAGAGUGCGCGUGCUCAUACAAGACAAGUUGCGGGUGCCGUUGAGCAACGCCUCAAAGCUGCAAAAUCACGUCAAAGCCAACAAGUUGUGGCCCCAAGAGUCGUUGAACGUCCUUUGACGCAGGCAGAGCGGCUGGAAGAAGCGAAACGAACUGAGGAAAUCAAUGUCGCCUCUCUCAAUCAGGUCGUUCAGUAUGAGGAGGAGAAGAAGGCAACACAGCGUGCCCUGGCAGCAAAGAGACAAGCCGCUCAGCCAACCAUUCGAAUCUUUAGUACUACAAAGGCGAGCACGCACCCAACAACGAAGGUAGUUCCAAAGAUCAUCGAUGUCUCAACCACAGAAACAAGUCUGGCACAUCCUAUGGAUGCUGUUGCGCAAGCAAAAGUUGCUCCUGAGCUGACUACUGUCUCCACUAUUGAUCCGGCACCACGAGCUAAGGAAGCAAGCCCGACGCCUGCACCUGCGGCCAAGCACUUUGUGGCCUUUGCCCACUUCGAGUCUGCACCCUUCGCACGCGAGCUCCUGCUGGGCCUUCCGCCUGGCACAAAACGCAAACGACCCCCAGCAAAAGUCCUAUGUCCCAUCACCGGCCGCCUUGCACGGUACAAGGAUCCUAGCACUCGCGUUUGCGUCGCCAAUCUGGAAGCCUACCGUGUUGUCAAGCAAUUGGCAAAUGGAGAAGUUUUAUACAAUCCAACACUGGAAAUGUAUACCGCUCCGGCCUAUGUGCCGAGCAAGCGUUGAAGAGUUAUGCCGUCAUGCACACUAGCAGACAAGGACUGCACUUGAAGCUGUCGCCGCGGUGCUCGCGUGUCAGAUGGGAUGCGUGCGAUUAUUUCCGUGCGCUAUCGGGAAACCCUUAUCGGGCUCCAGAUGGCAACGUAUCAGCUCAAUCGGGC
Messenger RNA from Protomyces lactucae-debilis, 1650 nucleotides. RefSeq names its product YL1 nuclear protein-domain-containing protein. Gene Ontology annotation, molecular function: ATP-dependent H2AZ histone chaperone activity. Lineage: Eukaryota; Fungi; Ascomycota; Taphrinomycetes; Taphrinales; Protomycetaceae. The transcript is spliced from 2 exons. Gene Ontology annotation, cellular component: nucleus. Gene Ontology annotation, biological process: chromatin remodeling; regulation of DNA-templated transcription. The record is from RefSeq and is a predicted model, not a curated record. Bases 278 to 1495 code for a protein of 405 amino acids.